Messenger RNA from Colias croceus (clouded yellow), 923 nucleotides. RefSeq names its product histidine-rich glycoprotein-like. The record is from RefSeq and is a predicted model, not a curated record. The coding region runs from base 25 to 804 and encodes 259 amino acids. The transcript has a single exon. Lineage: Eukaryota; Metazoa; Arthropoda; Insecta; Lepidoptera; Pieridae.
UGGACCACGUAAUAGUGAUCAAAUAUGAGGUUAUUUAUUUUAUUAGGUUUGUUAAUAUUCUAUGUUGUCAUUUUUGCUGAUGCAAGGAGAAUAAAACCUUUAAAAAAUGAAGAAGAAAGUGUAGAAGUUAAAGAUCAAGUGGACGCGGCAAGCGAACAUAAAAAAGAAGAAAAACCACAAAGUCAUGAAUUCAAGAGAGGAGGUGGUAAAGAUCACCAUGCAGAGCAUCACGACGAUCACGGAGAAAAAGGUCACAAAGGUUACAAAGGUCACCAUCACCACGAGGAAGGUAAAAAGGGUCACCAUGAUAAAGAACACCACAAAGGAGAGUACGAUGAUCAUGGCGCUACUGAAAAAGAACAUCACCAUCAGGAUGGUCACUAUGAUGAACAUCAUAAAGGGGAAAAGGGAGAGAAGGGUCACAAAUAUGAAGAAAAAGGACAUUACAAUAAAGGUCAUUCUACUAAAGGUCACCACGAAAUCCAUAAACUCGACGAAUUUAAGAAAGAUAAACACUUCUUCGACGAGGAAGGGGAUUCUGGCCACGAAGAAAAACAUGGUGGUUUUCAUGAGGAGCAUGGUCAUAAAAAAGGUGGACAUUAUCAUAAAGGUCAUCAUCAUGGCGAUCACCAUGAGCAUGAGCAUGGUGAAAAGGGACAUCACGAAAAAGGAGGACAUCACCAUGAACACAAAGCCCACAAGGAAUCUGCCGGUCAUGAUGAGCACCAUCACCAUCACGAUGAUCAUGCUAAGAAAGGUGGCCACGAACACCACAAAAAAUGGGGAUACAAGAAAGAGCAUUAAGACAAUAAAUGAUAAAAUAAAAUUUAUCGAAUCAAAUUAUGGAUUUUCAUGGCUUAUGACUAUGAUUGCCCACGUCUGGUCAUCUAUUUAUUUAUUGAGAAUAGUAAGUAAAAUUAGUC